AUGACCACAAGCAAGAGUGCCGCUUAUGAUUACCUCAUAAAACUUUUAUUGAUUGGUGAUUCAGGUGUCGGCAAAAGUUGUCUUUUACUUCGCUUUUCCGAUGAUUCUUUCACUCCCUCGUUCAUUACUACCAUUGGUAUCGACUUUAAGAUUAGGACAAUCGAAUUAGACGGCAAACGUAUCAAACUUCAAAUUUGGGAUACUGCAGGACAAGAGCGUUUCCGUACUAUCACGACAGCCUAUUAUCGUGGUGCAAUGGGUAUUCUUUUGGUAUAUGAUGUCACGGACGAGCGGUCGUUCACUAAUAUAAGGAACUGGUUUUCGAAUAUAGAGCAACAUGCUAGUGAAGGCGUGAAUAAGAUUCUUAUCGGAAACAAAUGUGACUGGGUUGAAAAAAAGGUCAUCGAAAAAGAACAAGGUCAAAGACUUGCCGAUGAAUUUGGCAUUAAAUUCUUGGAGACGAGCGCAAAAGCCAAUAUUAACGUCGAGGAAGCUUUCUUCACUUUGGCCAGAGAUAUCAAGAAAAGACUCAUUGACACUCAUGUUCAAGAACCACCCAGGAAACUUGAUUUGGAAUCAAAGAAUAACAAAAACCAAGGCGGCAAUGGCGCUAAUAAUAAUG
Molecule: messenger RNA, 622 nt
Organism: Ambispora leptoticha
Lineage: Eukaryota; Fungi; Glomeromycota; Glomeromycetes; Archaeosporales; Ambisporaceae
Source: the annotation of a GenBank genome assembly